CCCAAACCAGCAGCAAAACCUCCAUUCCAAAGCUUGCACACCUCGAUCCAUUCUCUCAUGGCGACGGCGACGGCGACUGCGAGUAGGCCCAGCGGGCCGGUCCUAUUGAUUCCCGGCUACCGCUCCACCUCGCCCGCCCGCGUCAACCUCACCGCCGGUGGCGCCACCCGCUCCCCGGCCAAGUCCGUCAGCGUCUCGUCUUCUUCCUCCUCGUCCCCUGCCGGCAAGAGCCGUCGGUCCUGCAUGUGCUCCCCCACGAACCACCCGGGUUCAUUCCGCUGCAGCCUCCACAAGGAACGCAAGCAGGCAGAUCCGACCGGCAACAGCAAGCCCGGCUCGCCGCCUUCCAUCGGCAGCGGCUGCACGAAGCAUCAUGGCGGCGCGCUGGUGCGGCUUGUCCCCAUGGAGAGCGGGCACUGGGCACGCAGGGCGCUGGCGCCGUCCCCCGCGGCGCAGCAGCGGAGGCGUGUGGGCAGGUCCCGCUCGCGGCCGAGCCGGCUCUCCGCCAUGUCCAUGGCCGGUGACCGCGCCGGCGACAACCACCAGUAGACAAACAAACCAACGUCGACAUGCCAUAGCAAUAGCAAGAUAAAA
Messenger RNA from Hordeum vulgare subsp. vulgare (domesticated barley), 594 nucleotides. RefSeq lists its product as uncharacterized. The record is from RefSeq and is a predicted model, not a curated record. The transcript has a single exon. Lineage: Eukaryota; Viridiplantae; Streptophyta; Magnoliopsida; Poales; Poaceae. Bases 58 to 549 code for a protein of 163 amino acids.